Messenger RNA from Rhagoletis pomonella (apple maggot), 2172 nucleotides. RefSeq names its product protein no-on-transient A-like. The transcript has 7 exons. The record is from RefSeq and is a predicted model, not a curated record. Gene Ontology annotation, molecular function: RNA binding. NCBI's taxonomy places the organism in Eukaryota, Metazoa, Arthropoda, Insecta, Diptera, Tephritidae. The coding region runs from base 140 to 2080 and encodes 646 amino acids. Gene Ontology annotation, biological process: regulation of DNA-templated transcription. Gene Ontology annotation, cellular component: nucleus.
UUUAUCUCAUUCUUUUUCCGGUCGUCGACUCGUGCGGUUGUGUUUUUUGGGCAUCGCAGGAUUUUUAGUAGAAUAUUUUCCUAGAUACAUAUCUGGAGAGUGUGUGUGUGUUUGAAGGUGAAAAUAUUUUUUAGCCGACAUGGAUGGUGGAAUAAAAGCUGAAGGAGUAAAUGGUGCUGCUCCAUUACCUCAAAGAGCCCAGAAAAAUAUGCAGCAAGGCAAUAAAAAGCCGAAUUUAAAUGUUCAGCAGCAAAAGCAGAAUGACAAUGUCGAUGGGGCACCGGCGGAGAAAAAACCACGUUUUAACCAGAAUGGUCCAAAUCAAAACCAAGGUGGUGGUGGACCCGGUGGUGGUAACCAGAAUAAAGGAGGUUUCGGAAAUCAGAAUAGAGGAGGAUUUGGUGGGAAUCGUAAUCGUAACCAGCAGCAAAAUCGUGGGAACCAGAAUCAGAACCCAGGCAACUUAAAUAAUCAGCAAAACCAGAGCAAACCAAAUCAACCUAACCAACAAAAUCAACCCAACCCACAAAAUCAACCUAACCAACAAAAUCCACCGAAUCAACCAAAUCAAACUCCAGCAGAUGCAAAGCCUGCAGUUGACGGAAAUCAGGCAGCAGCUAAGAAGGAUCAAGGAGGACCACCUCAACCACUACAGCAGCAACAGCAACCGUCACAACCAGCCAUGGGAGGGCCAACAUACGAAAUACAGCCAGUUGAAGCAACCGAAGAACCUAAAUUUUCAGGACGCAAUCGUUUAUAUGUUGGUAAUCUAACUAAUGAUGUAUCAGAAAAUGAGUUGCGUGAGAUGUUUAAACCUUAUGGCGAAAUCGGAGAAAUAUUCUGUAAUGCUGAGAAAAAUUUUACAUUCCUAAAGUUGGACUUUCAUGCAAAUGCACAGCGUGCAAAGCGUGAGUUGGAUGGUACCAAUCGCAAGGGUCGGCAAUUACGCGUGCGUUUUGCACCAAAUGCCACGAUACUACGCGUUAAAAAUUUAACACCUUUUGUAUCAAAUGAAUUGCUCUACAGAUCUUUUGAAGUUUUUGGACCCAUCGAGCGUGCAAACGUUGUGGUUGAUGAUCGUGGCAAAUCUAUCGGAGAAGGUAUUAUUGAAUUUGCCAAAAAGUCGUCGGCAAAUGUGUGUCUACGUUUCUGCAGUGAGAAAUGUUUCUUCCUCACCGCUUCUUUACGGCCAUGUGUGGUUGAGCCGUUCGAAGUAAAUGAAGACGAUGAUGGUUUGCCAGAUAAAUCACUAAAUAAAAAAUCGCCAGAAUUCAAUCAUGAACGCAGUGUAGGGCCGAGAUUCGCAGAAAUAGGUUCAUUCGAACAUGAAUAUGGUACCAGAUGGAAGCAAUUGCAUGAAUUGUUUAAAACAAAGCAAGAAGCACUAAAACGAGAACUUAAAAUGGAAGAAGAGAAACUCGAGGCCCAAAUGGAAUAUGCUCGCUAUGAGCACGAAACUGAACUGCUCAGACAAGAGUUGCGGAAACGCGAAUCCGAUAAUGAACGCAAGAAGAUGGAGUGGGAAAUGCGUGAGAAACAGGCAGAAGAAAUGCGCAAACGCGACGAAGAAAAUAUGCAUCGCCAACAAACUGAAAUGCAGACACGAAUGUUGCGUCAAGAAGAAGAUAUGCGCCGCCGUCAACAGGAAAACACAUUGUUUAUGCAAGCACAGCAACUGAACUCAUUGCUUGACCAGCAAGAAGGCUUUGGCGGUAACAAUAAUGGAGGUAAUAAUUUCGACAACUUUGGUCGAGCAUCCAACAAUUCGCCAUUUGAAUUCAGAGAUCCAAUUUCUGCACUUUUAGGCGGCAAUGCCGGUGGUGGUAAUAGUGGCAACGGCACUGGCAAUGGGCCUAAUAAUCCACAGGUUUAUGAAAGGCGACAACAACGCGAGCGCGAGCGCAAACCCGAAAGAAGAAUCGUUCCUGAAGUCACGAUCGAGAAGAAUGAUUCGAAAGCGCCACCACCACCGCCAUUUAAUGUGAGAGCGGCGGGACAAAGCGAAGCCGGCGUCGGAUUGCCUUCUGAUAUCAAUUGGGAUCUGGUUAAAGAGCUUCUAUGCGCUUCGCUCCAAUGCUGAUAGGAUGAAGGGAGUCAACCAACAUCCAUAUCAGAAUGGGGAAAAACAUAGCAGAAGUUUUGAGGCAUUUCAAUGCCUAAAAUCAACCAAAG